Trichoderma atroviride IMI 206040 is the source of this 930-nucleotide messenger RNA. RefSeq lists its product as uncharacterized. Lineage: Eukaryota; Fungi; Ascomycota; Sordariomycetes; Hypocreales; Hypocreaceae. The record is from RefSeq and is a predicted model, not a curated record.
AUGGACUUCGCUCUAGAGCCCUAUAAUGCUGCCGAUUCCUCCUCGUGGCUCAUCUGCCAUACCUGCGGCACGCAGUUCCCAACUGCUGAUCGCUCCGUCGUCAAGACGUGCCACGUCUGUGACGAUCCUCGCCAAUAUGUUCCCCCAUCGGGCCAGUCCUUUACGACCAUGGCGGAGCUUCGGGAUUCGGACCAUCGCAACGAGUUCAAGCCGUAUGAGCAUGACGAGCGCAUCAUUUCCAUCCACACGUGUCCGAAAUUCGCCAUUGGCCAGCGCGCCAUGUUGAUUCGCACACCGCAAGGUAAUGUGGUUUGGGAUUGUAUCUCCUAUAUAGACGCCGAGACGAUAGACAAGGUGAAGGAGCUGGGAGGGAUCAAGGCCAUUGUCGUCAGCCAUCCUCACUUCUACAGCUCGCAUAUACAAUGGGCGAGAGCGUUUCAAUGCCCAGUGUACAUUUCAUCCGAAGAUUUGCACUGGACGACAACACCGUCAGCACACCGCAAGGCUCUCACCGAAACCGAGACGGAAAUCAUACCUGGCGUCAAGGCCAUCAAGCUGGGCGGACACUUCCCGGGCUCCUCAGUGCUGCUGUUUGACGGACGGCUCUUCAUCGCAGACACGCUCAUGACAACUGCAGCAGGCUUGGGCAAAUGGGAUAUCGACGCCCUGGGAGCCAAGCGAGAGAAGCCUCCCGGCCUGACUUCAUUUUCGUUCCUGUGGAGCAUCCCAAACUUCAUCCCGCUGAGUGCGGAUGUGAUUCACCGGAUGUGGGGGAUCCUCAAGAACUACGACUUCAGGGCGACGCACAGCAUUUUCGAGGGCAUCGACAUUGAGGAUGAAGAGGUCAAGGCAAAGGUGCUGGAGAGCAUGAAGUUCCAGACUAGGGCAAUGGGCUUCACGGCGCAUCCACUUUUGAAUGAGACGCUGUGA